Rosa rugosa (rugosa rose) is the source of this 4664-nucleotide messenger RNA. RefSeq names its product chitinase 2-like. The transcript is spliced from 15 exons. Gene Ontology annotation, molecular function: hydrolase activity, hydrolyzing O-glycosyl compounds. Gene Ontology annotation, biological process: carbohydrate metabolic process. Lineage: Eukaryota; Viridiplantae; Streptophyta; Magnoliopsida; Rosales; Rosaceae. The record is from RefSeq and is a predicted model, not a curated record. The coding region runs from base 3542 to 4453 and encodes 303 amino acids.
AAAAGUAUCUAGGUGGGAACAUUAGCAGAUGAAAAAUGCCAAAUUGAAAGCAGUAACUCGGCAAUAAUCAAGAAUAUUACAGGAAGCCAAAAACUAGAAAGUGGGAACAUCAAGCCAACUUUUUUUUUUUAAAUUCUGUAAAUUCGCCAAAAAAAGAAAAUCAAGAUGCUUUUCCGGUUUUCCCGAUUGCUCUUCUGGGAUCUUCUGUAUGUUUUCGUAGAGAGGGAGAGAGAGAGAGAGAGACAGACUGUGAAAGAAAAAAAAAGGAGUGAUCGAUCUAGAUAUAAAAACUGUGAGGAGAUCUGAAAUUCAGGGUUUGUUUUGGGUUGCUCGGGUUUUGGUAUGUAGAGAGAGAGAGAGAGAGAGAGACUGUGAAAGGAAAAAAAGAGUGAUCGAUCUAGAUUUAGAAACUGUGAAAGGAGAGGAGAAGACGGAUUUGAGUGUAGGUUUGUUUUGGCUUGCUCGGGGAAAUUUGAAGUUUAGUGGUCCUGUUGGAGGGUGGUGUGGAACGAGAAGAGGUAAUUGUUUAUGACGAUUGAUUGUUAUAAAUGAAAUUGUUCUUUUUUCUGAUGUUGGCUUCGAAUGGUUGAUUGCUGAUUGUCUAUUUUUUUUUUUUAAUAAUUGCUGCUCUUUGUUUUUUUUUAAAUUGAAGUUGGAAUGAAUUAGGUUUGGAUUGCUUCUGUUUUCUUUUAUCUUGGUAAGUUGGAAUGUGGUUAAAGUUAUGAAUUUGGUUUCAAAGAGAUAAGAAGAACAUAGUAGGACAAGGUGGAUGAGAUUAUCAUAUAUACCUGAGGCUUAUUAGUUAUUCACAAGGAGGUAGAAAUGUUAUGGAAUCUGGAUGCUAAGUCAAGGAAUGAUAUUCUUUGUAUGAAAUAUAUCAUCUUGGUUCGAGUUGUCAUGUUCUUUUUCUUUUUCUCUUGGACCUCUGAUCUUAUAGUCUGUAGUAUUUAAAAGAGCUGAUAUUUCUACGAGUUUAGUAUUUGUCCUAUCAGUUUUCCUAGGAGUGGCAGAAUUGAGAUUAUACAAUAAUUUGUUUGUUUCUCUCUUGAUUCUGAAGAAGUUUUGUUUCUAUAUAUCUGAACCAUUUUGUUUACCACUGGAAAACAUAUUUGGCAAUUUGCAAGGUUUACUUUCAGUAUCACAACAUAUUCACUUUUGGUGUGCAAACAGUUAUCUAUAUUGUAAGUUUGGGCUGAUUAUGAAGAUAUCAGGAACAGUGUGCGAUCCAAAAUUUGAAAGUGCUUUCAACUUGGAGAUGGAAGAUAAAAGAGGAAUAGAGGAAAGGGGAAGAUCUCGGCGAUAAUAGACCGGCUGGAAGUUAUUUGUGAGAAUUGGAUAUGUGGUUUUGUUCUUGAUUGUUUCGAAUCAUUUUGUGUGUUUUUUUUUUUUUUUUUUGGGUUUUUUCUUCUCAAAAUCGGUGAUCAAAAUCAACUGCAGUGAACAGUGGGUAAGAGUUUAGCUUUCUAGAAUCAAGAUCAACAUCAUACUUCUUCACUUUGUGUUCACAUAUCCAAAGUUAUUGCGUUUGAUUUUGACCAUAUGUUAUCUUUCUGAAAAUGAUUGAUCUGAAAUUCGUUUUUUGUUGUUCGCAGUCUCUUUCAAAGUGCAAACACUGAGGUCAAAAGAGGGGACGGCAAAUCAAUUGGAUAAUUAUGUCGGGGGUAUUGUUCGUGCUUCAGUUUGGGAUUUGAGUGAUUGAGUGGAGGAGGUUCAAGGUAGGUUUGAUGGGCGAGGCACGGUCACUCCAAAGGGAUCUUAAUUGAAUUACUGACACUGCAAAUACUUACUCCAAAGGGUUUGAGCUAUAUUUUGACAGGUGAACUAUCAGUUAUCCUCUUCCCAUUUGAUUUUGAUUUGUUUUCUUUUAUAUGCAGUAUACUUUUUUCUUUUUUUGUCUGGAUUUGUUUGAGAAAAGGCACACAGAUAGAGAGAGACUGUGAAAGGAGAGGUAUUGUUGGAGUUUGGGUAGAUUAGAGAGAAGAAGAGGGAUCUGAGUUUGGGUUGCUCGGUGGAAUUUGAAGUUUAGUGAUCCUGUUGAAAGGGGGUGUGCAAGGAGAAGAGAUUGCUCAGAAGUCAUUGGUAGAAGACUCAUCGAAGCGGCCAAAAUAAGAGCUGAAUGUUACACUGGAGGAGUAAACCAUGACUUAAGUGUGGCAAUAGCCCUUAUCCGAUGACAAAUUUUGCAUCACCUGAAGCUUUAAAACAACGGAUUAUUAUCUCAACCGAGCCACCAAAAGUUGGUUUGGAAGAGGCUCUAGAGGUUCACACAGAGGAACAUUCUAAGGAUUUACCCCAAGGAAACAUGUUGGAUGGAUGCAUGGAGCUCAAAUGGUUGUGUCUAAUAUGCAGGGAUGUGACAAAUAACGAUGGUUGAUGCAUGGGAUGUUUACAGCCAAUGAGAAUGCGGUUACUUGAAAAAGCCUGCCUUUUUUAUGCACAAGGGCUCAAAUGAGGUAGCCAAUUUUUAGAGGAAGAAAGGUGGUUCUAUCCAGCAUGUCCCACCUGCUCCAAACAAAUGAGAAAGUAACCACAAAGCCAACCUCUUAACAUGCAGCAGGCUGUUUAUAGUAAUAUAAAAGAGAGAUGGGAGUAGAGUAAGUUCCGAAAAGCAGCUCAACUGAAAUUUCAGAGGAGCUAUCAUCUAUUGCAAAUACGGAUCUGACUUUCGUCACUACAAGCCUAAACCAUUUGUUGUCAAGGCUGACCAUGUUUGCUAUAUGUACAUAAACACCUACUAUCGGUAGCAUAUCUAACUUUGAAAUCUAGCCAACUUACCAGAUUUUUGAACAUGUAAAACAAUAUAUAAUAUAUAAUGUAGCAAUCUUAUAUAGACAAUGUUUCUAAAUUCAGUAGCAUUGAAUCAAAUGAUAUCUCACAUAUUCCCGCAGCAUCGCGCGGGCACACUUGCUAGUACAUCUAAAGCUGGGUUUACUGUUACACUGUUCAUCUGGGAAUUUUUUUCCAUCUCGAUCUGCCACUGAGCUGGAUAUAUCGUAUCCUGCUGCCGUUGAUUUUUCCUCCUCCUCCUACCGUUCUGCAACCAACCAUCUUCAUCAGUUAUCAAGAAAGAUCGAGAGAGAGAGAGAGAGAGAGAUCGGUUGUCGUCGCCGCGUGAAUCCGGGGUGUUCCGAGUUUGGGAUUCGAGUGGUUGAUUUGAAGCUGGACAAUUUAUUUACAGGGCAUACAUAGAAUCUAUACAAAUCUUGCGAGUUGCGACGCAAACAGCUUUAUUUCCCAACAAUCUGCUGCAGAAAAGUUCUCCAGGUUUGGGUUUGUUUCGGAAAAGCUUGCUGCUAGAAUUUUGAUCGACUUUGGGAGAAACCUUUCAAUUGAAGCCGCUUAACCUCAAAAUGGAAGAGAGAUUGCAGUAGUCAUAUAUUUCCUCGCUGACUGGAAAGUAAAAAUCAUCUCUUUGCAUGGAUUUUCAAGCACUCAAAUCUUUCAAAGGAGUGAAUUCUUGACUGGAUAUUGAGCAACGCGCGGGCACGUUUUCUAGUAUCUACUACUAGCCACACAAAUCUAGUAUUCUCGAUCAGCAGCAAUGGCAGUUCCAAAGCUGAAGCUUAUGAUCAGCCAUGUAUUCAUUCAAGCCCUCAUGACUUCAAUCCAAGCUGCCCCAUCAAACUCGGAUAUAUUCAGAGAAUACAUAGGAGCUGAAUUCAAGAACGUCAAGUUUUCCGAUGUCCCCAUUAACCCAAAUGUUGAGUUCCACUUCCUUCUCUCCUUUGCCAUCGACUAUGACACUUCAGGUUCUUCACCCACCAAUGGAAAAUUCAACGUCUUUUGGGACACGGACAACCUCGGCGCCUCUCAAGUUUCGGACAUCAAGAAUGCACAUUCAAAUGUGAAAGUUGGCCUAAGCUUAGGAGGGGACAGUGUCAAUAGUGCCUCUGCUUACUUCAACCCUUCCUCAGUUGAUUCAUGGGUUUCUAAUGCUGUUUCUUCACUCACAAGUAUCAUCCAGCAGUACAAUCUAGAUGGGCUUGACAUUGAUUAUGAGCACUUUAAAUCUGAUCCCAACACCUUUUCUGAGUGCAUUGGAAGGCUUAUAAAAACCCUCAAGGACAAUGGUGUGAUCAAGUUUGCUUCCAUUGCUCCUUUUGCCGACAAUGACGUUCAGAGCCACUACUUGGCCUUGUGGAAGAACUAUGGUCAGUUGAUAGACUAUGUGAACUUCCAGUUCUAUGCAUAUGAUCAGGGCACCACUGUGUCUCAGUUCAUCAAUUAUUUCAAGAAGCAAAGCUCAAAUUACAAUGGUGGGAAGGUCUUAGUGAGCUUUAGCACUGAUGGGAGUGGUGGAUUGUCCCCUGAAAAUGGGUUCUUCACUGCCUGCCAUAGGCUCAAGAGUGAACAAAACCUUCAUGGUAUCUUUGUUUGGUCUGCUGAUGAUUCCAAGAAAAAUGGUUUCCGCUAUGAAAAGCAAUCCCAAGCUCUUUUGGCAAUUCCACACUAGCAUUGUGCACACAGAGUCACACUACCCCUGCUGCUAUGUAGAUGAUUAAGAUUCAGGACCUGGAAUUGAGACCUUCCAGGGUAUUAUAUUAGUACCAUGCAUGUACUUUUAUCCAGUAGUUAAACAUAUUUCGGAGCAUCUUCUAUACAUGUGUGCUAAAUGUAUAUGAAUACUAUGUUAUGUUUAACUAUAGGCAUGCACUUUAAGCACU